Messenger RNA from Macrobrachium nipponense, 1665 nucleotides. Its product is annotated as GDP-L-fucose synthase-like. Bases 200 to 1153 code for a protein of 317 amino acids. Gene Ontology annotation, molecular function: GDP-L-fucose synthase activity. Lineage: Eukaryota; Metazoa; Arthropoda; Malacostraca; Decapoda; Palaemonidae. Gene Ontology annotation, biological process: nucleotide-sugar biosynthetic process. The transcript has 7 exons. The record is from RefSeq and is a predicted model, not a curated record.
CGUAAAGUGGUGGUGGCAGCACUUCUGCGCCCGGUCAUGUUGUGCAUGAAAACCUCACACCGGAGGCCACAUUUCCACGUUACGACAACACUGGUGCCAGCCAAGAGCUCAACUCUCCAACUUCCACUGCUGAACGACAAGCCGGGCCCGAGACCCCGAGUUAUCCAGUGCGAAGGCGCCGAGCGAACAGAAAGGAAUCAUGGAAGAAAAGAUGACAGUUUUGGUGACUGGAGGGUCGGGUAUGCUCGGCUACGCUCUCCAGAAAGUCAUCAAGGAGAAAAAACGACCCGGUGAAGAAUGGAUAUUUAUUGGCUCUAAAGAUGCUGAUUUGAGAGAGAUAGAUGAAACUCGCACCAUCUUUGAGAAGCACAUGCCAACUCAUGUCAUCCACUUGGCUGCUAUUGUCGGAGGGGUGUUUAAGAAUAUGAAGAACACCUGUGAUAUCUUGUUGACAAACCAAAAGAUUAACCUGAAUGUGUACCAGGUAUGUAAAGAAAUAAAGGUGAAGAAACUCAUCUCCUGCCUUUCCACCUGCGUUUACCCAGAUAAGAUCACUUAUCCAAUCACUGAAUCCAUGCUUCACGAUGGUCCUCCUCACCCGUCGAAUUUCGGCUACUCCUUCGCAAAACGGUCGAUUGAUGCCAUGAACAAAUGCUAUCGUUGGCAAUACGGAUGUCCUUUCGUAUCAGUCAUACCUACCAGCAUAUACGGACCUAAUGACAUUUUUUCCGUGGAGGAUGCCCAUGUCAUACCAGGGCUGAUUAAUAAGGUUCGCAUGUGCAAAAGAGCCAAUACUCCCUUAGUAGUUUGGGGAACAGGAAAACCUCUCCGGCAGUUCAUAUUUUCAUAUGAUUUGGCCCAGCUCGUGAUAUGGGCAAUUAGAGAAUAUGAUGAAGAAGAUAACAUCUUCUUGUCAGUUGAUGAAAAGGAUGAAAUUUCCAUACGGGAACUUGUCGAGGUAAUAGUGGAGGAAUACGGUUUUAAAGGUGAGGUUGUGUUUGACGACACGAAGACCGAUGGUCAGUACAAGAAGACAGUCAGUACGGCCAAACUUCGAAAGUACCUGCCAGAUUUCAAGUUUACUCCCAUAAGAGAAGGAAUCAGAGAGACAAUACGCUGGUUUGAAGAUAAUUAUGACAUUGCAAGAACUUAAACCGUUCGCCAAAUCCAAGAUUAGCCUGGUUCAGUACUGUCGUUAUUUUCUAUUAUUAUUCUUAUUAUUAUUUUUUUUAGCAUUGCCACGAUCCAAAUGUUGGCUCUGCAGAGUUUGGCUAUUGUUUGUCAGUAUUGUUCUCAAGAACUAAUUCACGUGUGAAUACCAUUGAAUCAUGGCUUUAAGUGUUUUAGGUUAUGUAAUGUACUGUUUGUCUGUGCUUAUCAGGGUAGACAUGACUUAAUUAGCACCUUUAUUUGGUGGUUUUCUUGGCUUGAAGUGUUACUCAGACAACUUCGAUUUAUUCUUUAGCUUUUGUUGACAAGCUGCCUAUUUAUCAUGGAAAAAUUGUUUUGCUGUAGUAAAGAAUUUAAUUUAUUGUAUAAGAUAUUGUAUAAGCUAAUCCUGAACCAUGAACAAUUCAUUAUUUCUUCAACUGCCUGAAAUGCACUGUUUCAAGAUUGUAUAUUAUUCGUUGUGAUCUCUCUGUCGGAAACAUGAUAUUAAGCAAA